Molecule: messenger RNA, 1809 nt
Organism: Caenorhabditis sp. 36 PRJEB53466
Lineage: Eukaryota; Metazoa; Nematoda; Chromadorea; Rhabditida; Rhabditidae
Source: the annotation of a GenBank genome assembly
AUGAGCUUCUCGCUCGUCAACUCCUCGUUCACCGAGGCCCAAUUCGGCCUGAAACUGCUCGGAGACUUGUCCGCAACCCAACUCGUUCCCUGUGUCUUCUCGCCCGUCUCCAUCCUCCUCUCGCUCGCUUUGGUCCAUCUCGGAGCCAAGGGUCACACGAAGAACGAGAUUCGCGACGGAAUUGUGAACGGAUCGACGGAUGCCGAGUUUGUCGAGCACUUCAGUUUUAUGAAUAAGCUGGUGAACAACUCGGUGAACGAUGUGGAGACGCUCAUUGCAAAUCGCCUGUUUGUCGCGUAAGUUUCGUGUGUUUCAAAGCGCGGACUUCAUUUUUGAGCAUUUUCGGUAAAAAUAACCGAACGGUUAUCGAUUGAUCAACCGAAAGGUCCCCGGGUUCAAUCCCCGGCGGGGUCAAAUCGUUUUUGCAAAGUUUCAACAAUUUCAGCCCAGAGCAAGCGAUUCGAAAAGCGUUCAUCGAUGACCUGAACGAGCACUACAACGCCGCGAGCGCCCAAAUCGACUUCAAGGACCAGCAGAACGCCGCGAAACUCAUCAAUGCGUACAUUUCGGAGAGCACCAAGGGAAAAAUCACGGAAAUGAUCAAAGCGGACACUUUGAAAGGUACGUCCAGGUGUCGUUCAUUCGGCACUGGAUAUCUCAGCUGCCAGUGGAGAUUUCAAACAGUUGUCAACUGAUAAAAUGCUCAAAAAUACAUUGUACACAUUUUAUCAGUUGACAACUUUUUGAUAUUUUCAAUGGCAGCUGCGUUAUAUAGUUUUGAAUCGACGGUAUGUGUUCAGACGUGGAUGCGAUUCUCGUCAACGCCGUCUUCUUCCAAGGAGAUUGGAGACGGCGAUUCGAGGCGCCGGCCGAAUCGAACUUUUCCAUUUCCGCCAGCGAACAUCGGUUGGUGCCGAUGAUGAGGGACUUGAGGGAGUACUUCUACAAUAAGGACGACGAGUGGCAGGUGAGGAGACGUUUCGCAACCGAGACGGAAUGCAACUUUGCUGCAACUAUCUUGGGUGUCAUUUGUCCAGUUAGAAAAUGUCCGAAGAGAUGCCAAGACAAUGUUGGAUGGCCCUAAAAGUUCCGUCUAUUCAAAACAUUGUAUUUCAGCUGUCACUAGAGAUAUCAAAAUGUUGUCAACUAAUAAAAUGCUAAGAAGGAUAUUGUGAACAUUUUAUCAGUUGACAACUUUUUGAUAUCUCCACCGGCAGGUGAGAUACAUCGUCUUGAAUAGACACCCUCCUUCUAUAACAGUGUUAGCGGUAAACAACUUCAACUUCUUCCAGGUGAUCGGAAUUCCGUUCAAAGACAAGUCCGCCUGGUUCGCAAUCCUUUUGCCGACUCGUCGAUUUGGUCUCCGCCAAUCCCUGAAGUCCCUGAACGCCGCUCAAUUCCAUAAUCUCAUCAACAACGUCUACCGCCAAUCCGUCUACUUGACGUUCCCAAAGUUCAAGCAGGAUUAUGCGAUUAAUCUGAAAGAGGCUCUGGCCAAGUUCGGUCUGUCGGAGGUGUUCACCGAGCGGGCCGAUCUUUCCGGAAUCGGACCGGGGCUUCAAUUGGCCGCCGCCAGUCAUCAGGCACUUAUCGAGGUGGGUCGGCAAAGAGGAGUGUCGAAUAUAUGGGGGUAGAAGUGUGUCUGUUCAGGUGGAUCAAGUGGGAACUCGUGCCGCCGCCGUCACCGAAGCCAAACUCUUCUUCACGUCUGCAGCGGAGGGAACUCCGUUGAAUAUUCGCGCCGAUCAUCCGUUCGUUUACGCGAUCAUCCGAGACCAAACUCCGCUCUUCAUGGGCAUCUACACUUGA